AUUAUUUCGUUGGUUCGUAGCUACGAGGUUUGUUAGAGGUCUUUGAUAAGACAACAUGAAACUUUCUACUAGGGUAUUUCUCUUUGAUUCAAUAACUUCAAGUACAGAUUUUGUGAUUGUUGAGUACUAGAAAUAUUUAUAUGUAAUCAGGAAUUUAAUUUGCAUCAACGAAUACAAGGAAGAACCUUGAAAACCACAGAAAUUGAUUAAGAUUUUCAAAAAUGUUUGAGGGCCAGCUCAACAGCCGACUGCUGUUGUGCGUGUUCGUGUCGUCGCUGGGCGCGUCCUUCCAGAAUGGCUACAACAUCGGCGUCAUCAACUCCCCGCAGGCGACCAUAGAGACGUGGAUCGCCCAAGUGAUCGCGGAGAGACAGGGCAUCGCCCAGGCGGACGUGCCGGCCACCACAAUCACCUUCAUCUGGUCGGGCAUAGUGGCCAUCUACUGCGUGGGCGGCAUGAUGGGCGCCGUGUCCACCAAGUUCGUGGCGGAGACCUUCGGCCGGAAGGGAGGGCUGCUCUUCAGCAACGUGCUGGUGGUCAUAGCCGCGCUCUUGCUGGGUUUCGCGAAGCCAGUGAAAGUGUUUGAGAUGCUGCUUAUUGGACGACUCGUGAUCGGCAUAUACUGUGGCUUGAACGCAGGCUUGUGUCCCAUGUACCUCAACGAGAUCUCUCCCGUUAGCAUCAGAGGAGCGAUCGGGUCGGUGUUCCAACUGAUCCUGACGAUCGCCAUCAUGGUGGCGCAGAUCAUGAGCAUGGAGUGGUUUAUGGGCACCGAGGCGCUGUGGCCCUACCUGCUGGCCUUCAUCCUGGUGCCCGGGAUCAUCCAGUGUGCGCUGCUGCCCUUCUGCGCAGAGUCGCCGCGCUAUCUGUUCAUCACCAAGGAGCUGGAGACUGAGACCACGGAAACUCUGACGUGGCUGCGCGACUCUGAAGACGUGGAGGAAGAGGUGCAGGGCCUGCGGGCAGAGAGGGAUGCGCUGCAGGAGAUGGAGGUGGUCACCCUCAAGGACAUGUUCCAGAUCUCGGUCCUGCGCAAACCCCUCAUCAUCUCCUGCGUCGUCAUGAUGUCGCAGCAGUUCUCCGGCAUCAAUGCAGUGAUGUACUUCUCGACUCACAUCUUCAACGAGGCGUCGCUGAGCAUGAGCGAGUCGCAGCUGGCCACGCUCGGCAUGGGCACCAUCAACGUGCUCAUGACCGUGGUGUCGCUGGUGCUGGUGGAGAUGGCGGGCCGCCGCGUGCUGCUCUUCAUCGGCUAUGCCGGCAUGUGCGGCACCACCGUGCUGCUCACCAUCUGCCUCAUAUAUGUGGAUGCAGAGCUGUGGGUGGCUUACUUCACUAUUCUGCUGGUGAUAAUUUUCGUGGUGUUUUUCGCGACGGGCCCCGGCUCCAUCCCAUGGUUCCUAGUGGCCGAGAUGUUCGGCCAAUCAGCGCGCUCCACCGCCACAAGCGUGGCCGUUCUCGUCAACUGGACUUGCAACUUCAUUGUUGCUAUUGGCUUCCUACCGCUUCAGAAUGUAUUGGGUUCUUAUGUGUUCGUCAUCUUCGUGAUUCUGCUCGCCAUCUUCGCUGCGUACGUGUUCUUCCAAGUACCCGAGACGAAGGGCAGGACCAUUGAAGAAGUCACUGCGCUCUUCACGUGAAAACCAAUUAACUCUCUCGGCUGUCUAUGUCUCAUUUUGUACUUCUGAUCAAUUCUGGCUAUAAGUGUAAUAAACAAAAAUGAGUACUUAG
Molecule: messenger RNA, 1731 nt
Organism: Bacillus rossius redtenbacheri
Lineage: Eukaryota; Metazoa; Arthropoda; Insecta; Phasmatodea; Bacillidae
Product: solute carrier family 2, facilitated glucose transporter member 1-like
Exons: 9
Coding region: 222-1640 (472 amino acids)
Biological process (GO): monosaccharide transmembrane transport
Cellular component (GO): membrane
Molecular function (GO): hexose transmembrane transporter activity
Source: RefSeq, a predicted model, not a curated record